AUGUCGAUUGGAGUACCGGUUAAAAUCUUACAUGAAGCUGAAGGUCAUGUUGUUACAAUAGAAUCUGUAACAUCUGAAGUCUAUCGUGGUAAAUUAAUAGAAGCUGAAGAUAAUAUGAAUUGUCAAUUAUCGAAUGUAACUGUAACAUAUCGCGAUGGACGACAAGCACAACUUGAAUAUAUUUAUGUACGUGGAUCAAAAAUUCGUUUUAUGAUCUUUCCUGAUAUGCUCAAGAAUGCACCAAUGUUUAAAAAUAUGCGUGGUGUAAAAGGUGGUACUGGACGUGGUAAAUCAGCUAUUUUACGUGCUCAAAUUGCCAGAGGACGUGGUGUACGUGGUCGACCACCAAUUAAUUCAUUUGUUGGACAACCAGGUGGUCGUGGAACAGCAGCACCUGGUAGUGAUCGUGGUGGUGGACGUGGUCGUUAA
Messenger RNA from Rotaria sp. Silwood1, 429 nucleotides. Lineage: Eukaryota; Metazoa; Rotifera; Eurotatoria; Philodinida; Philodinidae. The record is from the annotation of a GenBank genome assembly.